AUGGAAAAAAUUCCAUAUAGUUCUAAAGUUGGGAGCUUGAUGUAUGCUCAAGUAUGCACUCAUCCUGAUAUAGCAUUUGCUAUUAGUGUCCUUGGUAGAUACUUGAGUAAUCCUGGAUGGAGUCACUGGAAAGCUACAAAGCAAGUUAUGAGAUAUUUGCAGGAUACUAAGAAUUAUAUGUUGACUUACAAAAUAUCUGGUAAUCUGGAAGUCAUUGGGUACUCUGAUUCUGACUUUGCAGAUUGUGCAGAUAAAAGAAAAUCUACUUCUUGUUACAUCUUCAUUAUGUCUGGAGGAGCUGUUUCUUAG
Hevea brasiliensis (rubber tree) is the source of this 309-nucleotide messenger RNA. Its product is annotated as secreted RxLR effector protein 161-like. Lineage: Eukaryota; Viridiplantae; Streptophyta; Magnoliopsida; Malpighiales; Euphorbiaceae. The transcript has a single exon. The record is from RefSeq and is a predicted model, not a curated record. Bases 1 to 309 code for a protein of 102 amino acids.